Colletotrichum lupini is the source of this 738-nucleotide messenger RNA. RefSeq lists its product as uncharacterized. The transcript is spliced from 4 exons. Gene Ontology annotation, molecular function: RNA polymerase II cis-regulatory region sequence-specific DNA binding; DNA-binding transcription factor activity, RNA polymerase II-specific. The record is from RefSeq and is a predicted model, not a curated record. Lineage: Eukaryota; Fungi; Ascomycota; Sordariomycetes; Glomerellales; Glomerellaceae. Gene Ontology annotation, biological process: regulation of DNA-templated transcription. The coding region runs from base 1 to 738 and encodes 245 amino acids.
AUGAAUUACUUUGAAGACGGGAAAGACCAAGUCCUUGAUGAGAUGGCCUUUGACGAAGGCCAGGAAUUUGAGUUCCUCACUGCUCUCUCCGAAGACGACUAUCCCAAGCAGGAGACCAUAUCUGGCUUUCAGCCCGAGCCCGCUCAGCACGUGAACUUCAAUGCUGAUGCGCUCUCUGCCGACCAAGUCUACUGUCAGAUGUCCUCAGAAUUGCCCGCGGGCGGUUCGGGCGGAAGCUCGGGACACAGCCAGUACCCCUUGUUUGGAACUGAACCGGAUCGUUCGAGAGUGAUUGACGAUCAAAACGUAUCAACACAUUCGUUCAUUGGCUUGGUAUGCCCAAAGGACGCGGUUGACUUUCCCAUCGUCGAGGAAGGGAAAGAGACCACGCAGACGGAGUUUGAAGAGGAGGAUAUACCCCUAGGGAACGAUGAAAACUCCUGGUAUGGAGUCUACUUCUGUACUCGGCCUGGGUGUGACAUAUUGUUUUCCACACCUGGCGCUAGGAGGAAGCAUUUCAGGACCCAUUGCACACCUGUGAUCUGUCCGGUGUGCCCGAAGCGAAUGGCCUGGCAGAGAGAUAUGAGGAAACACUACGAUACUCAUUUCAAGCGGCCGCAUUACCAGUGCCGGUGUGGAAAGGAUUACUCCAAAAUGGAUAAUCUGAACAAGCACAUCAAGUCCAAGACGACAUCACAGCAGAUGGUACAGACGAAACCCAUGCGACCGAAGCUUUAA